ACACAGUCAAAUCUCUACCGUUACUUUCAACCAAACUAUAAUCCAACCGUUGAUCUAUAUUCUCUCUUCUUCCUUCAUCAUCACAACACAGAUGAUGUAAGUAAUGGGCAAAGCAAUUAGUUUUUCUCUUACUGUGACUUAUCCUCAGACACCAUCUUCCCAUUCACUCCAAGCAAACGAGAAUUAACCUAAAAAUACUCAGGACUUCAUUUCAUGAACGACCAAAUCAUGAUGCAUCACCCUCAUCAGAUCUUUCAGAAUAAGCAAAACUACGCGGUUUGGCCGCAUCCCCGGCCGCUCUACCUGCCAGAAAACGCGGCCGUGUUCCCUCGUCCGCCGGCGUUCACACCCCAUCAGGGUCGGGUCAAUUGGAAUAAAAGAAAAGACUUUCCCAGAACCGGGUCGGUCCCGGGUCAUACCUUCAAACCGGGUAACCCGAACGACUCAAAAACACUAACGGCAAACCGUUCCUCCGCAAAGGGUCGCCGGAUUCACCACCCAAAGCGAACGUUCGGCCGCGGCGGGGGCGGAAACCGACUCACGCCGCCGUUCGCGCCACUCAAUACGACGUCGUUCAUAAUCCGGGCGAAGAAUUCCGGCGGCAUCGCGCCGCUGAUUUCACCGGCAGGAUCGCUGUCGCCGGCGAAGUUCGAAGAGAGGGCGGAGGAGGAGCAGUGGGGCUUCAACGGAUAUGGCUCCAUGAAGGGCCUGAUCCGGCUCCGGCCCGGAAAAUUCGACUCCAGCGAAAACUCCGGCGCUGGCAGGUUCGAGAUGGUGAACGCUAGUUCCGGCGAGGAGCAGAACUUGGAUAAAAGGGUUGAUGAACAGGACUCGCAUCUUGCUCACCUCGAAGAAGAGAAUUUGACGCUGAAAGAAAAGCUUUUGUUGAUGGAAAAGCAAUUGGGUGACUUGAGGAGGAGGGUUCAGUUCUUGGAGACCGACGGGACCACCAGCCACGGCCACCGUGAGGGCGGCGCGGAGAAUUUUUUACCGGAGAUGUUUUCUCAGUAAAAAAAAAAGUUGAUGGUGAUACCAACGACAAAGUUUAGUUAUUUCCUUAGAUAAUAAGUUUUUUUCCUUUUUCUUUUUGGUAGAUAAAUAAAAGCAUGUGAAAUAUAUAUAACGUAGAAGUAGGUGUAUUUCGUUUAGUUUUAUUUAAUGUGAAUUAUGUUUUAUAACCUAACUCUUGAAUUUACAAACUUUGGCUGCGUCUUGUGAGCUUACUUGGGAGUUACAGGAAUAAGAAUUUGACUAUGUAGUUUAGAAA
Messenger RNA from Vigna angularis (adzuki bean), 1267 nucleotides. RefSeq lists its product as uncharacterized. The record is from RefSeq and is a predicted model, not a curated record. The coding region runs from base 214 to 1011 and encodes 265 amino acids. The transcript is spliced from 2 exons. NCBI's taxonomy places the organism in Eukaryota, Viridiplantae, Streptophyta, Magnoliopsida, Fabales, Fabaceae.